Messenger RNA from Mollisia scopiformis, 1425 nucleotides. RefSeq lists its product as uncharacterized. The coding region runs from base 235 to 1224 and encodes 329 amino acids. The transcript is spliced from 5 exons. The record is from RefSeq and is a predicted model, not a curated record. Lineage: Eukaryota; Fungi; Ascomycota; Leotiomycetes; Helotiales; Mollisiaceae.
GGCUUGAUAAUAUGCAUGCGAUAUUGGUGGGGGCACCGACUGGUUCAUCCUUUUGAGGAGUGGUGCUCGUUAGCUUAGACCGCGGCGCAAGAAGUUGGAUGAAAACUACUGGUUGAAGUGCCUUGCAUUUUAUCAGGAUACAGUACAUAAGUUGGAGCUUUUCUUGGGGCUUUGAAAUUAUUUGAAACUCCAUCGCAAAUUCCAUCACAAUCCGUACUGCUCUUGUCUUUUGAGAUGGCUCUGCUCUUCAUCAUGCCUCACGCAAUUACUCCUGACACAACUACGACAUAUAGCGAUUGGCGUGAUGACCUUUACAGAAACGGCUUCGCUGUCAUCAAAGCUGCUGUCCCAGCAGGCCGUGCUGCUAGCUACGUUGAAUCAAUGACUCAAUGGCUAGAGAAAUUCCCUCUCGGCUUCGACCGCAAUGAUCCCAACACAUGGACUGAAGAGCACUUGCCUGCCAACAUGAAAGGAGGGAUGUAUCACGGCUAUUCUGUCUCCCACGAAAAGUUUGUCUGGGACGCUCGUCUCGAACCCGGUGUCCUCGACGCCUUCUCGAAGAUUUGGAACACAGAAGAACUCCUGGUCUCCUUUGACGGAAUCAACAUGACUCUUCCCCUUCCCGAUACAAGCCACCCCAAACCUGCCAGAUGGCCACACCAAGACCAAGACUCCAAGAUCCGCGGUUUCCAAUGCGCCCAAGGUAUCAUCAACCUGGUAGACAAUGGGCCCAAUGAUGGUGGACUUGUAGUCAUGAAAGGAAGCCACAAGUUUAACGACGAGUUUUUCAAGACUCAUAGCAUGGAGAAAAAGGAGAUUUGGGGCAAAGUCCCGGAUGAUUGGCACGGAUUUGAUGAUGAGGAGGUCAAAUGGUUCGAGGAUAGAGGCUGUGAGAUUAUCAAGGUUUGUUGUGCUGGGGGUGAUUUGAUCGUGUGGGAUUCGAGGACGGUGCAUUACAACGUUUUGCCCGAAGGGCAGGAAACCAGAGCUGUUGUUUAUGCUUGUUAUACACCAGCUGCGCUAGCCAGUGCAGAGGAUCUGGAGAAGAAGAAAGAAAUUUUCGAGAAGAGAGAGCGUACUACUCAUUGGCCCCAUCGGAAUUUCUGGCGAGCAACAGAGAUCUUGAGACUUGGCAAGAAAGAUCCUUAUCAUCGUGACAGGCCCUUUGACGAGCCGGUCCUCUCUGAAAAGCUUUUGAAGUUGGCUGGAGCGAUGCCUUACUAGUGGUGGGAUGAUGAAGGCAGGAGAGGAUAUUGUUGAGAGCAGGUCAGAGAGCUCGAGCGAAGGCGGCUCGGUGAUUUGUGUCUCAAGUUGCAAUACGCAUUCAGACCAUUGAAAGCUUAGGAGCGUUGCAUUUCACCACAAAGAGAAGAGUCCCAUGCUUGCUUGUAGUUCUUCGCUAUUGUUGUGGUAUUUUUCUGAGUG